Messenger RNA from Neohortaea acidophila, 2097 nucleotides. RefSeq lists its product as uncharacterized. Gene Ontology annotation, molecular function: sequence-specific DNA binding; DNA-binding transcription factor activity, RNA polymerase II-specific; zinc ion binding. The record is from RefSeq and is a predicted model, not a curated record. Gene Ontology annotation, biological process: positive regulation of transcription by RNA polymerase II. The transcript has a single exon. The coding region runs from base 385 to 1677 and encodes 430 amino acids. NCBI's taxonomy places the organism in Eukaryota, Fungi, Ascomycota, Dothideomycetes, Mycosphaerellales, Teratosphaeriaceae. Gene Ontology annotation, cellular component: nucleus.
CCCCUCUGCCCAACCAGAAGCUUUUGCCGGACAUACACGAUGCAUGGGGCUCUUCUCUCAUCUCACAAUCAAACUUCGCCUCGGCAAUUGGCUCCGGUGCGCCACAAAGCUUGUAGUUGACUCGUACUGGCUGCCAGGGUUGUCGACCUGCAUGCGCUAUAAAUCCGCCGAUUCGCGGCCGGCCCCCCGUGAUCACGCGUGUGCGAUUCUACUGUUUAUUCUGCCUGCUGGCCCCCAAGGAAUGCUGAAUUCCCCUUGACCGCCUCCCUCCACGACAUGGGCGGUUUCGCUGUUGCUGCUGCUGCAACACUUCCUUAGACAUUCCUGGCCCCAACGUCCCAUACCAUCACCUUAGACACCCCAGCUCCAACAACAUCGCUCCCAAUGCCGGACCCGGAAGUCGACGGCAGUGUGCGGUCUUACCAGUUCGUCUCCGACCCGGAGUAUAAGGAGAACCUGUCGGGGAGAGUCCGCGCUGCGUGCAUUACAUGCCGGCGCAAGAAGAUCAGAUGCAGUGGAGAAGUGCCAUGUCAGACGUGUAAAGAGAGAGGGGUGGUGUGCGAGGGUCUGACGCAGCGCAAACGCCCCCACAAGGGAACGAUCAAGGACAGUCGCAAGGCCCGCGAUGCAUCGGCCCACUCCCGGCAGGAUUCCUCCAAGGCUUGGAGCACGGGCAACGGAAGGAAAAGCUCGGGGGACACGAUGUCCGACGAAGGUACUGGCAACGAAGAUCCAUCACGCCACAGCUCUCGACGACCGUCGGUGAAUCUCGAAAAGCUUCACGCCCUUGCUGGUGACUCCGGCUAUGCCAGUGGGAAGCAGUCGAGCCCUGGCAACUCGAGCCCGGCCCUGGCUGCAACACAUAUGCGCACGUUCUCCCAGAGCGGGCCAACAUCAUUCAAUGAGCCCCACGCUCCCAACCAUGUGCGCAUGAGGACGCUGGAUUGGGCUGGGCCAGCCCGAAGCCGCCUGCAGAGCUACAUAGGCGAGCUUUCGCCAGUCACUCAGCCACUUGCCUCCAUCUCGUUGAACGGCUCGACAGACUGGUCGGAGGCGCGAGACAGAAUGGACUGGUGGAGCAGCGACUCUAACAACGAAGACAACUCCAACAAGCUCCUCUCCGCCGCCCGGAUGCUCGAGGCGCAGGCCCAGUCCCUACGCCAGCUUGCUUCGGAGCAGAACGGAGACGCAGAGGGUGAUACUAGACGACGCACCGUCGUCCUGCCGCUGACCUCCGAGGACCGGAAUGUUGCCCAGGACACCUUCCAAUACUACUCGCAAAGCGCCUUCGACGAUCUCGCCUUGCUCUCCGAUCGUCCCCACGGCGCCGGCACAGGUCUCACGCCUCGCACUGGCCUCACGCCAGGCACCGGCCUUACGCCUUACGCGACGGACAACAACACCUCGUACUUUGACAUUCCCUUCGAAUACGGGAAGCACCUCUCACCCACGCAGGUGCCCGUGUCGAUGCCGAGCGAUCCGACUCGCGACACCCACGCAUCAAAGGCGUCAGACGCGUGGCCGAACUACGCGACGAGCAGGAGCAGCGUGCAGCAGGGGCUCGACACUUCUGCGAGCGGCACCGCCGGCCUGGCGAAGUCGUGGACAUUCCCACCACCCACCGGGUCCGAUGCCCCUCGACGCUCCUUCGACCAGCACGCGCCGUGGCCUAGAUGAUUCGAGCCGAUCACUUCCCAUCCCUACCCUCCUCCCGGCGAGUGCCGGACACGACGUGGUCAGAUUCGGACAUUGCAUAGUCAGCAGCAAGGCAACGUGAAGCGAAGCGCCGGCGCCGGCGCCGUCUCGCGGAACAUUCCAGCCGCCAACAGGGAUUGCAACAUGUCGCGCCCGCAAUUCCGGCGCACUCUCCUCAACGCCUAGCCUCUCAGUCACAUGCAGGCCACAACGACAAAAGAGCAAGGGCAUAUAACCGCGUCGAAGGGCCCAUGAAGGUCUCGGCCCCCCACAAUCCCAUCAGCAGCACAGACACACCUUCCUAAUUCUGAAAAGAUCGAUACUGUACCUACGCUGGAGUUACCAUGUCGGCGGGUCGGCGGAGCCAGGGGCGGGCGGGGGGGGCCAAAGGGGCCGCAAAUG